AUGGCUGGCAAAUUUUACUUCGUAGUAGCGUUAAUAUGUGUGGUGCCUAUAGUAUACGCGUGCAACGAGGCUAUUUGUGCCAGUGUUGUAUCAAAGUGUAUGUUAACACAGUCUUGUAAAUGUGAUUUGAAAGACUGCUCUUGUUGCAAGGACUGCUUCAGCUGUCUUAGCUAUUUGUAUACUGAAUGUUGCAGUUGUGUUGAUAUGUGUCCUAAGCCAAAUGACACACAGACGGAACUAUCUAAAACUUCAUAUGUGGAAGAGUUGGCAGAUGGUGUCCCCGGACUGUUUGCAGCACUCACCAGUGACCCAGACCCUCAGCAAAGAUGGUUAUCAAUUACUUACCCUGUGGACAUUGAUCUGUCUGCUUACAGGCCUGUGCCCGAGAAGCAAUUAGUUUACCAUUUACAGAGCGUGGAACAGGAAUCGGAGCCCGUGAGUCGUGAUGUGGUGACACUUAACUGCACCGUCGCGUAUAUGUCUCAGUGCAUGUCCUGUGACAAGUGCCGCGCUUCAUGUCGCUCUAUGGGCGCCAACAGCCUCAGAUGGUUCCAUGACGGCUGUUGCGAAUGUGUCGGAGACAAGUGCCUGUAUUACGGCAUCAACGAGAGCAGGUGUCUGGCAUGUCCCGGUGGCAAAGACACAACUGUAAACUCGCUCGAUGAGGACCUGACUUAUGACGACCUUGAUUAUGGGGAAGAUGUUGACGCACAGUCGGUAUAA
Messenger RNA from Arctia plantaginis, 723 nucleotides. Lineage: Eukaryota; Metazoa; Arthropoda; Insecta; Lepidoptera; Erebidae. The record is from the annotation of a GenBank genome assembly.